AUGAGUGGAGCCACUCCAGAGGUUGACCAGACAGCAGGACAGUUGGGAGGAACCACUCUGGAGGUUGAUAAUGUAGGUGGAGCCACUCUGGAGGUCGACAGAGACCUUGAGAGCUGUGAUAUUGAUGAAACCAGCCAAAUGAUAAAGGUCUGGCAGGGCGUCAGUAAGGGCAGCCAAUGGGUUUGGAGCAUUGUGGACAAAGGCGGGGUGGCCAUCGGGAGAGAUCAUGAAUACUCCGCAGACCGGCCGUCGCAAGCGAGUGUGCGGCCAUCCCUCAACUGUCAUGAGCCGGUCAAUAUGGUCCGUACAAAGGCCAAGACUGAGACCAAAGGCUUUAUCCUAAACACCUUUAACACCUCUCCGGGCCGCGGCGCCGCGCCGGGCAGACGCGCACACUACGGCCCGUCUGGAGCGCCCGUGAUAGGGGCAGAGGAGGAGAGGAGAGGAGCUCCGGGGAACACAGACAGUAGUGAAGGAGGAGGAGAAGAAGAGGAAGUGGCGGAGGGCAGACAGACGCCGGUGGUUGUGGCGGCCGCCGGUGGAGAGGGAAGGCAGGACUCGUGCCCGCGCAGCGCCCUGCUCGACCACAGCCGGCGGCACCGGACGGCGUUCACGCGCGAGCAGCUGUGCCGGCUGGAGCAGGAGUACGGGAAGGAGAGCUACGUCUCCAGACCCAGACGGUGCGAGCUGGCCACCGCGCUUAACUUACCGGAGACAACGAUAAAGGUGUGGUUCCAGAACAGGAGGAUGAAGGACAAACGGCAGAGACACUCCCUGCCUUGGCCUCACCCUCUCGUCGACCCCCUGGGGGUGCUCCUGAUGGGCCGGGCCUCUCCUUCCUCCACGUUCCCGUACCCAUUCAUCCCACACCAUCUACCCCAUCUCCCCCUCCACCACUACUCCCCCUUGGCUCUCUCCUCACCAGUGUCCUCGGCUCACAGCCCCUACAGCGCACCCUUGAGGCCCCUGGAUGCGCUCCGCCUUUCACAGUACCACAACAGGCCAGGGGGGCUGCCUUCGGCAACAGGAGCUCUCUACCCGUCCACAGGCAUCAUGCACCACCCGGCCUCAUGCCCCUGCCCUCUUUGCCUGCACUGGGGGCCAGAACAGCUGCUUAAAGCCAGAGAGGAGGCUCUGGGACUGAACCAGCCCCGUAGUCCCAAAGCCAACAUCCAGCCUGCUGCUCUGGAAAGGAGGGAGGAGGUAGUGUAG
Scomber scombrus (Atlantic mackerel) is the source of this 1212-nucleotide messenger RNA. It is a transcript of the gene eve1, whose product is annotated as even-skipped-like1. Gene Ontology annotation, cellular component: nucleus. Bases 1 to 1212 code for a protein of 403 amino acids. NCBI's taxonomy places the organism in Eukaryota, Metazoa, Chordata, Actinopteri, Scombriformes, Scombridae. Gene Ontology annotation, molecular function: DNA-binding transcription factor activity, RNA polymerase II-specific; RNA polymerase II cis-regulatory region sequence-specific DNA binding. Gene Ontology annotation, biological process: regulation of transcription by RNA polymerase II. The transcript has 5 exons. The record is from RefSeq and is a predicted model, not a curated record.